This is a messenger RNA of Penicillium argentinense, 1572 nucleotides long. Its product is annotated as cytochrome P450. Bases 1 to 1572 code for a protein of 523 amino acids. Gene Ontology annotation, molecular function: iron ion binding; heme binding; oxidoreductase activity, acting on paired donors, with incorporation or reduction of molecular oxygen, reduced flavin or flavoprotein as one donor, and incorporation of one atom of oxygen. NCBI's taxonomy places the organism in Eukaryota, Fungi, Ascomycota, Eurotiomycetes, Eurotiales, Aspergillaceae. The transcript has 2 exons. The record is from RefSeq and is a predicted model, not a curated record.
AUGACUGCGACUUUCAUCUUGGGUUUUACGGCCGCCGCCGUGGUCCUACAGAUCAUUCGCGUGCUGGUCAACUCCUGGCAGCAUGCGCGCAGAGCACGCAGUUUGGGCUGCGGUCCUGUGCCUCACUACCCGUCCUCCGAUCCUCUGGGUAUUGGAAACCUGAAGGACUCGCUGAAGGCCGACAAGGCCAAGGUCGUGCCCGAGCUUUCUGAGCAGCGAGUGCGCACCAUUAGUGGUCAGGAAAACCGCUAUGUGACUACCUUCAUCGUCCGCAACCUCGGUCGCGAUCUCCACUUUACCAUCGAUCCCAAGAACAUCCAAGCCGUGCUCGCGACGCAAUUCAAGGACUUCGAGCUUGGUGAAGUUCGUCGUCGGAGUGUGCAUCCUUUGCUGGGUACUGGAAUCUUCACUGCCGAUGGCGAGGAAUGGUCUCGGUCCCGCGGUUUGCUGCGGCCUCAAUUCACCCGUGAGCAGAUCAGCCAGCUGGAACUCGAGGAGGCUCACGUCCAGAAGGCCAUGCAGGCUCUGCCCGUUGCGGCCAACGGAUGGACCGCGGAGACUGAUAUUCAGUCCAUCUUCUUCCGACUGACCAUUGACAGCGCCACCGAGUUCCUCUUUGGUGAGAGUGUGGAAAGCCAGCUGGGUGCUCUGAAGGGCCUGCAGCGUAUCGAGGACUCAUUCGCCAGCUACUUCGACAAGUCCCAGUGGGUCUGUGCUCAGCGAUCUCGAUUCGAGAAGCUCGCCUUUAUCGUGAACAACAAGGAGACCCGCCACUCUGACCAGCAGGUCCACGAGUUUGUGGACAAAUUCGUCGCGAAGGCCCUGAAGACUGCCAAAAAGGAGAAAUUUGCUCCCGCCGACGCCGAAAAAUCCGGCCACUACGUUUUCCUGGAUGCCUUGGCCGAGGCUACUCGUGAUCCGAUCGAACUGCGUUCUCAGCUGCUGAACAUCCUCCUGGCCGGCCGAGACACCACCGCGUCCUUGCUCAGCUGGACUUUCCUCAUGCUCGCCCGUAACCCGGAAAUUUUCCGUAAGCUCCGUGAGGUCAUCAUCGAAACCUUCGGCACCUACUCCAACCCCCAGAACCUUACCUUCGCCGCCCUCAAGUCCUGCCAGUACCUGCAGUACGUCAUGAACGAGUCUCUCCGCCUGUACCCCGUCGUGCCUUUCAACCGCCGCCAAGCCACCCGCGACACCACCCUCCCUCGCGGCGGUGGCCCGGACGGCGAGUCCCCCGUCUACCUGAAGAAGGGCACCGCCGUCGUCUACAGUGUCCACGUCAUGCACCGCCGCAAGGACCUGUGGGGCGAGGAUGCCGAGGAGUUCAAGCCAGACCGCUGGGCCAACCGCAAGGCGGGCUGGGAGUACAUUCCUUUCAACGGUGGUCCUCGUAUUUGCAUUGGUCAGCAGUUCGCUCUUACCGAGGCUGGAUAUGUCAUCGUUCGUCUGCUUCAGCGUUUCGACCAGAUCGAGGACGUCUACCCGGAGCUCAAGCCGCGGUGGAACCUGACUCUAACGGCUUGUCCCGCGGACCUGGUUACCGUGCGCAUGCAUGAGGCGGCUGAUGCGUGA